AUGGGUUCUCGCCGUCAAGGAGGCCAGAUUCGCCGUUACAAGGAUACCCUGAAGUCCUCCCUGAAAUGCCUGCAAAUCAACCCCACCAACUGGGAGGAGCUCGCACUCGAUCGACCGGCCUGGAGGAGGACAGUAAGGACAGGCGCUGCGAUCUACGAAGCCAACCGCAUCGCUACCGCCAAAGCGAAACGUGAAGCACGCAAAUCACAACUUCGCCCAGUAAGCAACGCCGCCGCACGACCGCUUCCAACGUGUCCUCGAUGUCAACGGACAUUCCGGGCUCGAAUCGGACUUGUUGGACAUCUUCGGAUUAACUGCGCCUCUCGAACGGCACCAACCAUCGUCCCCCGCCUGCCUCUUCCUCCUCCUCUCCGCCGCCAACUAACCCUGACAAUUCUUCUGACCCAUCACUUCCACCAUCCUCGUCCUUCUCAUCCUCCUACUCCUCCUCGCCCAAUACUCCAACGGCGGCCGCUCAGGCGACUGUCCCGCGCACAGCAACCGACACUAACACCACCUCCCCUGACUCCAGGGAUGAGGAUCAGGACUACACCUGCCCUCACUGCGACCGUACCUUCAACUCACACAUCGGUCUGGUCGGUCACUUGCGAAUCCAUCGCACAGAGACUGGCGAAUCAGUGCGUGAAGCAUCAACCUACACCCACCGCACUCGCCUCCACUGCCCACACUGCCCUCGCACCUUCAGGCAUCGCAUGGGCCUUUUCGGCCACAUCCGCAUCCACGACGACCUGCGGUAGACAACCGCCGGCCACACCACACAUUCACUCACUCCCUACCUCCUCCACCACCACCAUCACCCCACCAGAAAUCAACACUCACAUACCUCAUGCACCCAACUGCCACCUCCCACGCAAGUGGGAAGUUCGCAUCUCGACUCGGUCCCCAUGCGGCUUCGACUGCACGGGUGACUUGAGUCCGAGACUAUCCCGACACGUCAAGCGCCGUGGAUAG
Molecule: messenger RNA, 972 nt
Organism: Spirometra erinaceieuropaei
Lineage: Eukaryota; Metazoa; Platyhelminthes; Cestoda; Diphyllobothriidea; Diphyllobothriidae
Source: the annotation of a GenBank genome assembly